AUUACGCAAUCGCAAUAACUGCAUGUAGAAGGAGUAUUGACGAACUGCAAUGCUUAUAAUACUGUACAUCUCUAACAUUUUGAAAAAUGACAAAUUUGCGGGAAUUUUUGACAGUUGUCAAUAAAAACAUCGUGAGUUGUGGAUUUCGUUUCGUAUCAGUUUAAUUCAUUGAUUUUUCAAGCUUUUCUUUAAUGAAAUAGUAUAUUGUUUUUGUCAAAAGUGUAAUAAAGAAAACGGUGCGUUCCAUUGGUGAGUUAACAAUUGUAAAAGUCGGUGGCAGCAGAAGUACAUUGUUCAUUUAACAUGGCGCUGUGUAACGACAUGUGCGGGUGAUAACGCUCGUCCUUUGUCGUGCUAGUUUUCUAUUUUGAGUGUAAAACAUUUGUGUUGUUAAUGAUUUACGAGUUGCGUGUGUUUGUAACGUCGUAGGGCUGUUACAUAACGGAUUUUGGGUCUUGUAUGUAAAGUUACGACACAGCUACUGCAAUGGUGAAAACCCGUCGCAGUAAUGGAGAAAACGGGGAGGUUGACGAUGGGAAUUACGCUAUGAACGACGUGGGCAUCGUUUCCAAUGAGAAGACGCCUAAGCCGUCCAAUUGGACACCCCGAGAGUUGAGGAGCAGCCAGUAUAAAGUGACCCGGAAGAUACAACGCUGGCCUACUAAAUAUAGCCGCCGCCUACGAACAAUUAAAAUGCCUCGGAUCGUGUUCCCCGAAAGCGAUACAGAACCUGAAAAAUAUUCAAGGAGAUCCAGACAAGUACGCGUGUUCUUUGCCGACGACAAUGAUUCAACUAACAGAAGCGUGAAGAUACGCCGCAGUCGCGGGCCGCGGAAGAAUUACAUGGAAGAUAGUGAAGACAAGCCGAUACAAGAGAAUGUUAGGCGAAGCUGUCGUAAACGCAAGCUCCUACACCACAAUUUCAACGAGAGCUGGAUCACCAACGAGCUGAAAGUGAAGGGCUAUCCCGACCUGUACGGCUUUCCCGGCUCUAGCUCGUCCGACGAAUUCUCUUCGGCUGACGAGGCCAGAGUCGCUAGCAAGAAACUGACCCGUAGUCAUCCUCCUACCAACACAGAUGAAGACACCCAACUGUCGCGACAGAGAAGAACGUCAGCUAGAUUCAACAAUAAGAAAACUAAUGAUGCAACAGAAUCAGAUUCAGAUGAGGACAACAAUCAAACAGUCAUUGAGAAGAAACCUACAGAAGAGAACACGAAAGAAGAUGAGAAGAUGGAGGUAGAAGUUCCCGCGAAAGAUAAAGAGGAUGACAAGGAAGUUAAGCAGGAGGAUCAGCAGCCCGUACAGGGACAGGAUAGCGAAAGUAAUCAAGCCCUGACUAGGAGUAGAAGGAAGGCAGCUCGCGGCAAACCUAAGAAGGAUGAUAGUCAACAAGAAACAGAGUCGUCAUCAUCGGAGUCAGGCAGUGAGCUGACUCUCAGCCGUCAGCCGCGCCGCUCCAAGCGCACGCGCAAGCCCAAACCCGCCUUCGUGCAGAUCGCGCAAGACGAGAACCGAUCCAGAGCAAAAACAUUCACAAUCAGAAAGAAGCCAUACUGUCUAAGAGAGAGGAAGCCAAACAUUUUGCGCAGAAAGACAAUCAGAUCACAAUCACCGUCCAGUUCUACUAGCAGUAGUACAUCAAGUUCAGAUACUGAGGAAGAUCUUAAUGUGUCUAUGAAAAACAAGACUAAGGGCAGACAAAAGUCAAAAUCAACAGAUGAUAAGAAGAACGACAAAGCAUUGAGAGACAUACAACCUGUUGAAGUCGACGGUAGCGUCAGAUUCACUUCGGUCGGAGGCUUAGAAGAGCACAUAAAAUGCCUACGAGAAAUGGUGCUCUUUCCUCUAAUGUACCCAGAUUUAUUCCAAAAAUUCAAGACUCGACCAGCCAAAGGUGUCUUGUUCCACGGCCCACCCGGUACGGGGAAGACAUUGCUAGCCCGAGCCUUAGCUAACGAAUGCUCGUUGGUUGGGGGAAGGAAAGUGGCUUUCUUCAUGAGGAAGGGAGCGGAUUGCUUGAAGAAGUGGGUCGGAGAGAGUGAGAGACAUCUCAAGCUGCUGUUCCAACAGGCGAACAAAAUGAAGCCGUCCAUAAUAUUCUUCGACGAGAUCGACGCCCUAGCGCCGGUCCGCAGCGUGCGACAGGAGCAGGUGCACACCAGCGUCGUCGGCACACUGCUCGCCGAGAUGGACGGCCUGUGUGACCGAGGCGAAGUGGUGAUAAUCGGCGCGACGAAUCGUCUAGACGCCGUGGACCCGGCGUUACGCCGCGCGGGCCGGUUCGACCGCGAGCUACACUUCCCGCCCCCCCACGCGGCCGCAAGGAGAGAUAUACUCGAUAUAUACACGAAGGAGUGGCAGCCGAGACCUAGUGAAGAUACGCUGGAUUAUCUGGCUGAAGUGACGGGAGGUUAUGGAGGUUCGGACCUUAAAGCGCUGUGUUCAGAAGCAGUGCUGAAAGCGCUGCGGAGGGUAUACCCACAAGUGUACGAAAGUGAACACGCGUUGCUCAUCGAUGCUAAGAAUGUGGAAGUAACCCGUCGAGAUCUCCUAGAAGCGAUGCAUUCACUGGUAGCGGCAGGAGCCCGCACCGCCCCGCUAGCCGCCCGACGCCUGCCCGCACACUGCGUGCCGCUGCUGCAGGCGCAAGUGCAGGCCGCCUACAGUCUGCUGCAGAACGUGUUCCCGCUCACCAGCGUCACUGAGAGGCGGAUCUGCGAGCCAUCUCUCUCACAGAGCGUCCUACUGAUCACGGGAGAAUGCGCGGAAACACACAUAGCGCCGGCUUUACUUGCCCAGUUGGAACACUGCACUGUGAAGGAGUUGAGCAUGUCUACGCUGCACUCCGCGCAUACAUUUACACAGGAACAAGCUUUAAUAUCGGUAUUUUCGGAAUGUCGUCGUGCAGACCGCGGCUGCGUACUCUUCAUACGCGACGUCACAUUAGUGUGGGCGACACUUUCCACAUUACUGCGACAGCUGUGUCGAGCUCGGGCUGCCGGGGACAACACGUUACUGCUCGCUACUGCUGACUGCCCGCAUGACCAGCUGCCUAUAGAGUUACAAGACCUAUUCCCCGUCUACAAGGACUGCGUGUACAGGGUGCGUGAACCUAACGCGUCGGAAGUGAUCAGCUUCUUAAAGCCGGUGCUAGCUGACGCGUUGUUAGACCCGCCGCCCGUUGAGAGUAACGAGCCGCCGCCUCCGUUGCCUAGAGCUCCCCCACCCCCACCGCCGCGGGAGACAGCAGAAGAAGUAACUCGGCGCAAGCGCAAGGAGGACUACAAGCUGCGCGAGCUGAGGAUAUUUCUGCGAGACAUCUGCCGCAAGCUCGCGUCUAACCGGCGCUUCUAUAAGUUCACUAAACCUGUGGAUUUGGAGGAGGUAACAGACUACCUAGACAUAGUAACUCAGCCGAUGGACUUGGAAACAAUGAUGACGAAAGUCGACAUGCACAAGUAUAACUGUGCGAAGGAGUUCCUUGAUGAUAUCGACCUCAUUUGUGCGAACGCACUUGAGUAUAAUCCUGACAGGGCUAGAGGGAUGUAUAGAACGUCAUCAGACAAGCAGAUACGUCACGAGGCGUGUUCGUUACGUGAUCACGCGCAUGCGCUCAUUGACGUGGAAAUGGAUAGCGACUUCGAGUUGGAAUGCCAGGAGAUUGCUAAGAGAAGACAGGAGGAAGGCAAUAUGGCUGAUAACGAUCUGCCCGAUUUUAUUUGUACGGCUUCUAAUUUACAUCACUUCGACUCUAUAGUGAGUGAAAAGUCGCGGACGCCACAGAACGGCGACAAGAGCGAUCCUCACUCCGCCAAGCGCAAGCGCAGACGGAUGAACGCCUGGUCGAAGGGACUGGUUGUGAAACGAGCUAAGACUUCUAAGAACUUCAAAGACUCAAGCAUGGCGAUAACAGACGAGGAAUCCAAAGAGAACAAGCCUAUCACAUCGACUCCUCUCCCUAACGGUGAGGUGUCCACGUCGUCUGCGUCGGACGACGACGCCCCGCUGCGUCGCCCUCAAGAUAACGAUACCAUGUUCAAUAUUAGUGCUCAGAGUGUCGUUAAUAAUCAUGUUUUAGAAAGUCCUACGAAGUCAUCAGAAAAAACGCCGUCAAAGACAUCACCAAAGAAGAGGAAUUCAGGUCACGAUCAUUCGAGCGGAGACACGGAGAAAGUACUGAUAAACAAGACUGAGUUAGAUAACGUUGUAUAUAAGAACGCGAAGUCAUUACGAAUGAUCGGGCUCGAAGCUCUCUUAGACUUGCACGCACAAAUGUCACACGUCGUCCACACGUAUUCCACAAAGUACGACAGAACCAAGUUACCGCAGGAACUUCACGCUACUGUCACAAGGUACUUGCAACACGCGAAGAAAUGAACAUCAUGUAUAAUUGGCAGGACUUGGAAAUUGUAAGUUAAAAAGUUAAGUUUGUGCUAAGCCUGGAUAAAUGUACAAAUGAGGUCCGAAGGCGUAGAGUAGUGUUGUUCAUCUGAAUGUUCGAGGAUGAUUUGAAAAAAGAACAAUUUUUUAUUGUUUUUUCGUUAGGUUUUUGUUUUUAUUAUGACGUAGGACUAGAGGCGUUGUUGAGAAGGACUCGCUUAGAUAUAGGCUCGUUUACACUAGUUCGGGUAACUUUGAACAGUGGUCGUCAAACGAUUCUGUGUUUGCAAGGGAACUCGACCUAGUGUGAACGAAGCAUGGCAGGUUGUGAACACAUCUUAUGACCGAGCGAGAUUUAUUUAUAUUGAAUACGAAUAGUAACAUUGCUUUUUGCGGCAGCAGCUUUGACUUUUUGAGCAAAAAAAAAAACAAUGAUUUUUUGUUUAAAAUUACACCAAGGUUGUUUACGCAAUACUGUAACAUCGAAAUGGUUAUUGGUAUCGAUAAAUUUUAAGCGAUAUCUUGACAUUUUAUCGAUAAUAAUCGGUAGGAUUUCUAGUAUCGGUUUACCAUUAGUAUUAACUGCCAUCAGUAUAGUUCGUAGAUGGAUCGAAAUUUGGAAUAUCACAUUCCAUAUUUUUACGAAUUUGAUCAUAUCUUAAGCGCCCCGUUUACCUAAAGAAUUGGGAACAUUGCAUGCAUAAUUUAUUUAGAGAAUUGGCUUGAAAACAUGUUACAAAAAGGAUUCGUAUCAUCUCUAUUUAGUCAUUGAGAUAUUCAAAAUUUUAAGUGAAACCUCUUUCGUUAUAAUGUAGACGCGGCGCUUAAAGGUGGGUACAGACAUACUGUUCACAUCACCAAUUACUGCACUUUACAUACACAGUUCUACAGUAUGUAUGUGCCCACCCUAACUUCGAUAUAUAAUUAAGACGAGUGUUGUGGUCCUGUAAUACGGACAUUUACCGAUCACUGCCUAAAUGGCUUUGCGAUUAUAUUAUAAUUAUUAAAAUGCAUUUCUCAACUAAUCAAAUCGGACACCGAUAAAUUAUCGGACCGAUUUACACACUAUCGGAUGUCCGAUUGAAGGAUUGGAGAAACGCUCUGAGUGUGGUUGAUGUGUGACGGGCGAUGCAAAUCUGACGAAAAUCUAUCCAAUGUUAGUUAAAAAGGAACUUUGUGUCAUGAGUAUAAGGUUGAGAAUUGAACUGAAAAAAUAAACGAUAGUCAUUGGGUUUUGUGAACAAAUUUUAAUCCUAUGUAUUACGUAAUACGGUUGUAUUUUGGAUGCAUGUUUCGACAGAUUUGUGACGUCCAAAUAAUAGUCGAAUAUUAACCAUUCCUAAUGAGCCAAAUUGUGAGUGAGAUUAUCAAUAUUUAAUGUCUGAUUGAAAUGUUAUUGGUUUCGAUAGAUUUUUCUGAUAAAAUAUAUAUACGAAAGUAAAAGUGGUUAUUACUAAGAUUUUUAUACUGCUAAAACUUUUCUUGCCUGAAAAACUGAAUACAACGCCAUCUGUCGUCUAGAUAUUGAACAUGGAUCAGUAUUAAUUGCUUAUCAUUAUCAUGCCAAUUAUCUUGCAUUUUAUACUCUAGUGUUACAUUUAGAACAAUUAUAAUUAGUAAUACAUUAAAAAAAUAUAUUAUUGCAUAUCUUUUUUAUCACUGCCAUUUUAUUCGUACUUAAUCGUCAUGUUUACAUCUAUUGGACAAAAGAUGGCGUUGUUCUCAGUGAUUGAAAACUUCUAGGUAAAUUCACUUUGGAUGAGAGCAAUUUCUUCUGAUUACGGACUGAAAAGAUGAGCAUAUGCAGUCAUUUUCAGCAUUGUUUCUAAUAGCAUUUCAAUGAGACGCCUAGGUUAGGUUUAAAACUAAACAAGUAAAAGCCCGCUGGUCUGUGAUAUGUACAGAAGGUUUAUAUAACAUGUAUAUACGUCACUAUAUGCUUCGUGUCCGAUAGAUGCGCGCUUUACUACAUACUAAGAUUGAACCACCCGGGCCUAUUCGACUGGUCCAGAACAAAUCUAUAAAGUGUUAUAAAACUAGAAAUAUAUCUGUGUAUUUAAGACAUAUAGUAAUUAUAAAAACCGACUUCAAAUUGCUCAUGCAAAGCCUUACAAUAUUAAUAAAAUGUGUGUGCACAAAAAUAGUCGUAAUUUUAUUGUUUAAUCAUACAAACAGCCAAUCGAAUAGGUCGCGUGUUUCAAUACAAAACUCCUAUUAAAAUAAAUUAUUGAGAAUAAAAUUCAUAGUCCUAUAUAAUAAUCCUUCUCCGUGUGAGAGGAGGCCUGUGCCCAGCAGUGGGACGAUAAAUAGGCUGUAACUACUAACUACUAAAAUUCAUAGUCCGUUAGUACCCAAAAUUAUAAACAAUUUGGCUUUUUAGGUGUGAAAUUAAGAAAGAAAAAAAAAACUAAAUUUAUGCACUGAUUUGCGAGUUUUAAAAAUAGAUUUACCAAAUAAGCUGAACUAACGUAUCUUGCUUACUUUAGGAUAAGGUUGUACUAACAUUAACGUAACUUAAGAUACAUUUUUUCAUUCACGUUUAAUUAAUUUUAUAUUUAAAUUAUUAUUGGUUUAUCUGUGACGUUAUUGUGGAAUUGUGUCCGAGUUGGGCGAUAUUGGAAUGUUUGAAAUAAUCGGAGUAUUGAUGUUGUUUAGAUAGCAAAUGUUUAGAUGUAAUGUUAUGGAUGUAUUGUAUAGACAUUAUCUCGUGUUUGGAGAGUCAUUGAUUCGCAAGGUACAAAACCGUCUAUUUCAAUUAAGGUAUUAUUCUAAUAGAUCAAAAAGUCACAUUGUAGUCAGAUAUUGAAUCUCUUCGGAGGUAUAUUCAACAUCUUAACAACAUGUAAGGUCGAUCUAUUAGGUUGAUACAAUUAUUAAGACGUAUGUUGUUGUAAGUCUGUCUAGUUUGAAGUUAUAAUAAACGUUUACUACUUAAACGAUAACAAAUUGGAUUAAUUGAGUAAAUAAAAUGUGUAACGAAUUGUGGUACGAUUUGAUUUGCACACUACAGUUAUAAAGUUUAGAGAAAAGUAAACUUUAAGUACUUCGCAAUAAGGUUUAGAAUUGAGUGUGCAAAUCAGAUUCUGCCGAAAGACAGGGAAAUGAUUAGAAAAUGAUAAGACGUAAAUACGAUCAUAAACGUAAGAGAAUAUUUCAUGAUUAUAAAUCUUAAUCGAAUUGGUAUGUACGAAAUUGGCCCUUAUUUAUAUGGCAUUAGGUUUCAAAACUGCAGUUACAAUUUUAUCAAUUCGAAUGUUUGUUUCACAAAAUAUUGUGUACCUAUUUGCAUGCAUUUGUUGCUCUAUAUUAUAAAUUCUGAUUUUAUUAGUAUGAUGCAGAUUUUAGCUUUAUUUUACUGAUACUGCAGUUUUAAGCCUUUUUAAAAACUUGGAAGCCUCCUUAUUUAUAAGUAUGCACUAAGUAUGAUCGAUGUUUAUUUUAUUAUUUACCUACAGUAAAGGGAUACAGUUUAAAAACUCUUAUUUAUGCAGUAUUUUUUAUUAACAAUAAAAUGAUUAUUUUAUAUAAUAAAAUUGAUUGGUGAACCGAAUUGAAAAGUUUUAAUGCCACAUGAUUUAUAAUUAAGGAGGCAAUUUUAUAAUUGGUUUUUAGUACUUAAAAAUACUUCAAUUAUAUUUACUUACGUAUUUAUGUAACAUUUCUUCAGUAAUGUAUUUAUGAUAAAAUUUAAAUAGUAUUUAUCGAAUAAUUGAUACAAAGCCGUGUGAUAUUGAUGGAAUAAACAGCAUAUAGUUGAUAUGUUAGACAAAAUAGUUACCUCAAAACUCCGUACCCCGUUUACUUCUUGACAUUGAAAAGGGCGUAAGUGUCAUUGACCCUAAUGGUUCUUACGUCGUUUUAAGUCGAAGAAGUGUGCAAUUUUUUACUGGUCAAGAUAAUAUUGUAAAGAGGUUGUUAAUGUAAGUAAAAGGGGUGGUAUUAUUAGUUUGAUCUGUGACCUAAAGUAAUGUUAUAUGGUUGAUUUGCGUGUCAAAAAGCUGUUAGGUAUGGAGAUACCAAGCCAGUUGUACAGUUGGCCAAAUGGGAACUAACAUGUGACUGACAUUUCUGUCACUACUCCCAGAUACCCAGUGUAACGCAGGUGUACCUUAUACAAUUCAGUUACAAAGUUCUUGUAAUACCAUAUUGAAAAUGUAGGCUUGUGACGUCACAUGUCAUGCUGGCUAUACGCACCUUCUAAAUGCGUUCAAUGAACGUGCCUCCAUAAUUGGUGAUAAAAAAACUCGAAUACUAUUAAAAUUCUUUAUUUAUUUCCUUUAGAUCACAGACUAAACUGAACCGAUAGUUAUUCAAUAGAUAGAAUUUCAUACAAAAAUAUAAAAUUGUAAGACAGAUUAUAAAAAAAAAUGUGUAAAAUGAAUAAAACUGCUUGCAUUUGCUCAAUGUGGAGUAUCUAAGAUGUUUGUAAGCGCUCACAGUAUCCACCGUUCGAUUUAGCGUAUAAUUUUGUAUUUAUAAAAUCAUAUUUAAAGAAAUUGAAAAUAAAAGGGUAUGAUUUCAUGUGAUAUCGAA
This is a messenger RNA of Helicoverpa armigera (cotton bollworm), 8916 nucleotides long. Its product is annotated as ATPase family AAA domain-containing protein 2. Gene Ontology annotation, molecular function: ATP hydrolysis activity; histone binding; chromatin binding. Gene Ontology annotation, biological process: positive regulation of transcription by RNA polymerase II. NCBI's taxonomy places the organism in Eukaryota, Metazoa, Arthropoda, Insecta, Lepidoptera, Noctuidae. Gene Ontology annotation, cellular component: nucleus. The record is from RefSeq and is a predicted model, not a curated record. The coding region runs from base 487 to 4380 and encodes 1297 amino acids. The transcript is spliced from 28 exons.